Molecule: messenger RNA, 315 nt
Organism: Penicilliopsis zonata CBS 506.65
Lineage: Eukaryota; Fungi; Ascomycota; Eurotiomycetes; Eurotiales; Aspergillaceae
Exons: 2
Coding region: 1-315 (104 amino acids)
Source: RefSeq, a predicted model, not a curated record
AUGUCCCCCAUUCCUCGGCAUGCUGUUAAAUUCACCCAGAGAAUCCGCAACUCUAUCCUGCGUAAUCGUACCCUAACCCUCAUCGAAACCGCUACGGAAAAGCCGGACCUAGCGCAUUUCACUAUCGCCACCCUCAAAAACCCGUCGCACACGAGUCAUACCGACCUCAAGGCGCACGCCACAGCAUUAUUAGCAACCGAGGAACAAUACAAGAACAAGAAAGUCCAGCCAGUUCAUAUUUACCAUGACGAAGAGGGGCGCUAUACUGGCCAUGUUCUAUAUGCUGAAAGAGAUAUAAAACCGUCAGAUGAAUAA